Diceros bicornis minor is the source of this 3055-nucleotide messenger RNA. It is a transcript of the gene RBFOX3, whose product is annotated as RNA binding fox-1 homolog 3. The transcript has 12 exons. Bases 95 to 1354 code for a protein of 419 amino acids. NCBI's taxonomy places the organism in Eukaryota, Metazoa, Chordata, Mammalia, Perissodactyla, Rhinocerotidae. Gene Ontology annotation, cellular component: cytoplasm; nucleus. Gene Ontology annotation, molecular function: mRNA binding. Gene Ontology annotation, biological process: regulation of alternative mRNA splicing, via spliceosome; nervous system development. The record is from RefSeq and is a predicted model, not a curated record.
CGGCGCGCGCACACACCGAGGGACGUGCGGAGGGUGCGAGCCGCGCAGCGAGCGCAGAUCUGCCUCCGGCCGCUGGGCGCCCCCCUGCCGCCCCAUGCUGUGCUCCAUGGCGAACUCGGGCUGCCUCCUGCUGUCCAACUCCGGCAGCAUGCUCCCGCACUCCGUGCCCUGCCCGCCCGCCUUCCUCUACCUCCAACAGGGCAACCAGGACACCACGGCUCCGCCCGAAGCGAUGGCCCAGCCCUACCCCCCUGCCCAGUACCCCCCUCCACCACAGAACGGCAUCCCUGCCGAGUACGCCCCGCCCCCACCGCACCCCACGCAGGACUACCCGGGCCAGACCCCAGUCCCCCCAGAGCACGGCAUGACCCUGUACACACCAGCACAGACCCACCCUGAGCAGCCAGGCACCGAAGCCAGCACACAGCCCAUUGCAGGGGCCCAGACAGUGCCGCAGACAGACGAGGCGGCACAGACGGACAGCCAGCCACUGCACCCCUCCGACCCCACAGAGAAGCAGCAGCCCAAGCGGCUACACGUCUCCAACAUCCCCUUCCGGUUCAGGGACCCGGACCUGCGGCAAAUGUUCGGGCAAUUCGGAAAAAUUUUAGACGUGGAGAUCAUUUUUAACGAGCGGGGCUCCAAGGGUUUUGGGUUUGUAACUUUUGAAACUAGCUCAGAUGCUGACCGAGCCCGGGAGAAGCUGAAUGGGACGAUCGUAGAGGGACGGAAAAUUGAGGUCAAUAACGCCACGGCCCGAGUUAUGACCAAUAAGAAGACUGCCAACCCCUACACCAAUGGCUGGAAGCUAAACCCGGUGGUAGGCGCAGUCUACGGGCCUGAGUUCUAUGCAGUGACCGGGUUCCCCUACCCCACCACGGGCACAGCCGUUGCCUACAGGGGUGCACACCUGCGGGGCCGGGGCCGAGCCGUGUAUAAUACGUUUCGGGCUGCACCGCCCCCGCCCCCCAUCCCAACUUAUGGAGCGGCACUGGAGCAAACGCUUGUUAAAAUGCCAGUCCCAUGGGCAGGGCUGGCACCCUGCCCCCUCCCUCCUCAGCAGACACCGGAGCCGGCCUACCCCACCUCUCCAGCGUUCCCACCACUUUCUUGUCCGUUUGCUUCCAGGGUCGUGUAUCAGGAUGGCUUUUAUGGUGCUGAGAUUUAUGGAGGCUAUGCAGCCUACAGGUAUGCUCAGCCAGCAGCGGCAGCAGCAGCCUACAGCGACAGCUAUGGCAGAGUCUACGCAGCUGCUGACCCCUACCACCACACCAUCGGGCCCGCGGCGACCUACAGCAUUGGGACCAUGGCUAGCCUCUGCCGAGGAGGGUACAGCCGCUUCACCCCCUACUAGCAAGAGGCCCAGCCCCUAACAGCAUUCACUGACUGCCUAGUACACACCAAACCCAGCAGUCCAAACCAGGCACAGCCACCCGGAGGACAGUGCACCCCUCCCGGUCAGCGACACGCACCACUGACCUCCGUCCAUAGGUUUUACCUCCAGCCAGCUGGUCUCCCCCUCGAUGGCGUGUGUGUCUCUGACGUUGGUUACCCCUGUAUGUCUGAAAUCUUGGUUCCUAUUUUCACUUUGUUGACGUUGUGCCCCCCAAGCCAUUUCAGGUACGGUAUGCACAGAGUGGGAGAGGCGAGGCUGGGCAGGAGACCCCUCCCCGAGAAUUAGCAAUAGAGCCCACGAGGGCAGCACCCCCUCCCCAUCCCCCGGGUCUGCAGAGCCACAGAAGACCUCCAGCUGGCCUCCCCAGGAAGCCACCCCAGCCAGCCCAGGCCACAGCUCCCAUCUGUCACCUGGGGUUCAGGGAGCGAGGGGCUCCCGUCCACCCCAGUUGGUGGGUUCCCGGGCACAACACUGCUCCCUUCCGACCCUCACCCAGCUAUUCACGGCAGUAGCCGCCUCUGCCCUCCUCGCCCCUGUCCAGCUGAAACUAACAUUUCUGAUUAAAUUUUGUUGAUAAUGUUUCCUGCCAAAGCAGUCACAAGCAUGUCGUGGGGGAGCCACACCAGCCUCAGGGGUUUCUUAGCCUCUAUUGUAACAGAUGAAAGUGCAGGAAGAAAUAUCCCUGCCCCGAGACCCAGUGAGGCCCAUAACUAUACUGCUUUGCAGUGCCUGAGGGCCCCUCCAGCCCUACCGGUCCUGCCAGCAGCAGGCUCUCCCCUCUGGCCAGAUGGGGGCCCGGCCAGACUGGCCCUGGUGUUUGCACAGCACCGCCUUCCCUUCCCAGAACUGGGACACAUCUUUUUAUCAGGGUACCUUUCAGGAGGCGAAAGCCGGAGUGGGAGAGCAGGUGGGGAGCAGGGCGAUGCCCAUGCUCAGGCCUUUCUGGCGGGACAGCGCUCAGUGUUAACCUCCCGUCUAGAGGCUCGGCACUUAGCCCUGCGGCCCUGUGGUCCCAUGGCUCUGUGGCUGUGCAGGGCUCUGGGAGGAGAUGCUGGCUGAGGCCUGCAGGUAAAACAGACAGCCUAGGGAGCUUCUGGAAGAGUCCACCCAGACAGGCCAAGGCCCUUGCCAUGUGCCGGCCCCAGCACCUCCGUUACAGGAAAGUGUCACAGCCAAGGAAGCCCUGGUCUAAGCUGCCAGAGCUGGGCCUCCGGGGUGGACAGCUGGCUAGAGGGUGCGGGGUCCCCAUCAGCCAGGGUGUGAUCCGCCACCCUACUCCACCGGCACAUCAGCCCCUUGCUGGUGGAGUGGGAAGAUCACACCCAGGGCCCCCGGCUCCUCACCUUCCGUUCCCCAGUGCACCGCCUUCUCAGCUGCCUCAUUCCAGACCCCACAUGGCCUGUGCUGCACCAGCCAUCCACCACACCCUGACUCCAGCCCUCAUCCAGCCAAGCUAGGCAGGCCCCUGCCCUCUCAGCUCCUAGCAGAGUCCACUGGCGGUGUCUGCCAGCCAGGUUCACUGUGGUUUCUCCAUUCCUACUGCCCCCAGUUCUUCCCACCACCAGUCCAUGCCCUCGCUGCCCUGGAGGAUGGAGGCCUGCCUUAAAUUCAACAGAAAGCUGGGAGGAGGGGACAGGUUCAGGGAUGCUAGGACUUUAG